UCCGUAUCUGUUGGCGACUACAGAGACGAUUCUCAUUAAACUCGAAUUAUUUUAAUGGGUCCUUGCUACAUUAUUCUAUUCGUGACGGAGACAGGGCAGAGGAACUGAGGAAGGGCCAAACCCGCCCGAGAUCAAGAUGUUUGUCUUCACGAGUCUCCAUAUGUAAACAAACCCACUCCCGGUGUCCGUUCCUCGAGCGCCAAGAGAGAAAAGGAGAGAAGAAAACAGGCCACAUUCGAUAUGGGUAGUGCUCCUGCGGUGAAGCAUUUGCAUCCCCUGUUUUUGUUACUUGGGAAUGUGCUGGUGCUAAUGACGUCCUGCGCCAGAAGUGCUGAGUAUGUGUCGGCAGUGGGUGACCCGGGAAUGGCAAGGGAUGGGCUGAGAGUGGGUUUUGAAGCUUGGAACUUCUGCAACGAAGUUGGCCAAGAAGCUCCUGGCAUGGGCAGUCCGAGAGCGGCCGAUUGCUUCGAUCUGGAGUCAAGUGCUGCACUGAAACACAAGGUAACUGAAGCUGAUAACCAGCUUGGGGUGGGCAAAUCAUUCCCAGGUCUAUCACCAGAAGCCCAGAAAGACCCAGACAUGUAUGCUGCCGAAAAGGAGCUCUACUUGGGCUCACUGUGUCAAGUCUUGGACACCCCAAGGCCAUGGCAAUUCUGGAUGGUGAUGCUCAAGAACGGCAAUUACGACACCACCUCUGGCCUGUGCCCUGAGAAUGGGAAAAAGGCGCCGCCUUUCAAGCCCGGGAGGUUCCCUUGCUUUGGUGCUGGGUGCAUGAACCAGCCAGUAUUGAAUCACCAGCAGACACAGUUACUGGGCGAUGGUACGAUGAGAGGGAGCUUCAACGGAACUUAUGACUUGGGUUAUGACAUUGGGAAGGCGAAUGACGGGGCCUCAUACUAUGAGGUAAUCUGGGACAAGAAGGUCGGUGAAGGAAGUUGGAACUUUCAUCACAAACUCAAGACCUCAAAGAAGUACCCAUGGCUGAUGCUCUACCUCAGGGCUGAUGCAACCAAAGGGUUCUCUGGUGGGUACCAUCAUGACACCCGAGGGAUGCUCAAAACUCUUCCCGAAUCGCCUAAUUUUAAAGUGAGAGUGACCUUGGACAUCAAACAAGGAGGGGGUCCCAAGAGCCAGUUUUAUUUACUCGACAUGGGCAGCUGUUGGAAGAACAACGGCAACCCAUGCGAUGGCGAUGUGAGCACUGAUGUCACCCGAUACAGCGAGAUGAUCAUCAACCCCCAAACUCCAGCUUGGUGUAGCCCCAGUGGCUUAGGCAACUGCCCGCCAUAUCACAUAACGCCUGACAAUAAAAAGAUCUACAGAAACGACACUGCGAACUUCCCAUACUCGGCUUAUCACUACUAUUGCGCUCCCGGCAACGCGCAGCACUUGCAGAAACCAGUCAGCACGUGCGACCCGUACAGUAAUCCUCAGGCGCAAGAGCUGGUUCAACUGUUGCCACACCCUAUCUGGGCCGAGUAUGGCUAUCCGACAAAACGAGGGGAUGGUUGGGUCGGGGAUGGAAGAACUUGGGAGCUCGAUGUUGGUGGAUUAUCUUCUAGGCUCUACUUUUAUCAGGAUCCUGGAACUACUCCAGCUCGGAGAAUUUGGACAUCCAUCGACAUGGGCACCGAGAUUUUCGUCAGCGACAAAGACGAAGUGGCAGAGUGGACUCUCUCCGACUUUGAUGUCCUUAUUCCAUCGGCAAGCACAUCAUGAUUUGAGUUCGUCUUCUGCAUUCUGCCAAAAAUAAUAGAAUAAGACAGUCAGAAAACUUGUUCGUUGAUGCAUAUUGGUGGACAACACACAUACAACAGUGUCGAGUUAUGGAAGCCUGAGAAGCCCGUAAGGGCAUGGCUUAUUUAAUCUGGAUGUUCACUUCAUUGUGAUCACAGAAUUCAUAUACAAGAACCAGAACAUUGAACUACA
Messenger RNA from Syzygium oleosum, 1929 nucleotides. RefSeq lists its product as uncharacterized. Lineage: Eukaryota; Viridiplantae; Streptophyta; Magnoliopsida; Myrtales; Myrtaceae. The record is from RefSeq and is a predicted model, not a curated record. Bases 241 to 1719 code for a protein of 492 amino acids. The transcript is spliced from 4 exons.